Paraglomus brasilianum is the source of this 894-nucleotide messenger RNA. The record is from the annotation of a GenBank genome assembly. Lineage: Eukaryota; Fungi; Glomeromycota; Glomeromycetes; Paraglomerales; Paraglomeraceae.
AUGCCAAAAGUGAAAUCAAAGAAAGAAAGAAAUGCCUCUGGAAAAUCAAUCACCUCCACAAGGAUGCGUGCGUUUGGACCUCUAUUUAACAAAGACUUGGGACAACAUAUUUUGAAAAAUCCUUUGGUAGCGCAAGGAAUAGUAGAUAAAGCAUCACUUAAUAGUACAGACAUCGUGUUGGAGGUCGGGCCGGGUACAGGAAAUUUAACAAUGAGAAUUCUAGAAAAAGCAAAGAAAGUCAUCGCUGUCGAAAUGGAUCCCCGAUUGGCUGCUGAAUUAACAAAAAGAGUUCAAGGAAGGCAUAAUCGUCUAGAGAUAAUGAUAGGAGAUGUAAUAAAAACAGAUUUACCUUACUUCGACGUAUGCAUAAGUAACACGCCAUAUCAGAUUUCUUCACCAUUGAUAUUUAAACUUCUCGAGCAUCGACCUCUCUUUCGUUGCGCUGUUCUAACAUUUCAACGUGAAUUUGCAAUGCGAUUAGUCGCAAGACCCGGCGACAACUUGUACUGCAGAUUGAGUGUGAAUGUACAAUUAUAUGCCAAAGUACAACAUGUAAUGAAGGUAUCGAAAAACAACUUCAAACCUCCGCCGCAAGUCGAGUCAUCUGUUAUAAAACUAGAACCAAUAAACCCACCUCCGCCAGUGAACUUUAAGGAAUUUGAUGGAUUGGUGCGAAUUUUGUUCGUAAGGAAGAACAAAACGUUAUCAGCCAAUUUCAAGAGUACUCCAGUGUUGCAGAUGAUUGAGAAUAAUUAUAAAACAUUCUGUGCAACAAAUGACAUGAUGAUUGAAGAUUCAAUAGAUAUAAAGCAAAAAACACAGCAAGUACUUGAAUCAUUAGAUCUAGCUGAAGCAAGAGCUGCUAAAUUAGACAUUGACGACUUUUUAAAGUAA